This is a messenger RNA of Notolabrus celidotus (New Zealand spotty), 1931 nucleotides long. It is a transcript of the gene dph2, whose product is annotated as diphthamide biosynthesis 2. Lineage: Eukaryota; Metazoa; Chordata; Actinopteri; Labriformes; Labridae. The record is from RefSeq and is a predicted model, not a curated record. Gene Ontology annotation, biological process: protein histidyl modification to diphthamide. Gene Ontology annotation, molecular function: 2-(3-amino-3-carboxypropyl)histidine synthase activity.
CCAGGGCUAGAAGCCUUUUUGGCUAGAGCUGGUGUAGGCUGUAAGCUCUACUUUCUCUUACAUUUACAUGGAGACAAAACAGAGGGAACAAAGUCGAUUAAUCAGAGGUUAUUUUUUGUGUUUUAUAAGAAUUUGAAAGUUUACUCGGGCUCUUAUUUUUGAAAACUUAAACCGGAAGUUUGGGAAAACAUUCAACCCGGAAAUGAUCGACCGGGUUGAACUGUGGUUGCGAAUACUUCAAUGUUGACACGUGUGUAGCUGUCAAAGAAGCCUUUAGCCACAUGCCAUUGAAUUGGUUCUGGUGAGUGUUACAUGGGACAGAAUGGCUGAUGCGUUCAGUAGCAGCUCGGAAACGGUGCUUCAGCGAGUGAUAGACGUUUCAUUAAAGACAAACACCCCUGGGGAGAAACUUGAAGAGCUGUAUCAGAUCAAGGAGACAUGUGACUUCAUCAGUGAGCGUCAGUUUAAAAAGGUUGCUCUGCAGUUUCCUGAUGAGUUGCUGGUGGACUCAGUUGCAAUUGCAGCAGAGAUCGAGAGGAACUGUAAAGCAACUCCGUUCAUCUUAGGAGAUACAUCCUAUGGCAGUUGUUGCGUGGAUGAGGUUGCUGCAGAACAUGUUGGAGCUGACUGCAUCGUGCACUACGGCAGCACCUGUCUCAGCCCGUCCACUCGGCUCCCUCUGAUGUACGUGUUUGAGAGAAGAGUGCUGGAUCUGGAGAAGUGCUCGUCUUCCUUCAGGGAGCUCUACCCAGACAUACAGAGUCACGUUAUCAUCCUCUAUGAUGUCAACUAUGUUCACGCAAUGAAGGAUCUUCACACCCUCCUCUCACCUGAGUAUCCGAACCUGGUCGUCUCAGAGCUUGUUGCAGAGGGGGAGCAGUGUUACACUCGCGGCUGCAUUAAAAGUCGGUGUGAUGACAGCAGUGUGUCAGAGGGUGACAGCAGUCUUUAUCUGUCGUUUGGGCGCCAGUUCUCGUUAAAAAGUGGAUCAAACGUGAAGGAUUACAGUAUGUUCUAUGUAGGGCGGGAGGGCUCCACCCACAACUUCAUGAUGACUUGGAAUCGCUGCUCUUUCUCUUCUUUUGACCCUGUUACAACAACAGGGAGGACUGAGUCAGUGAGCAUUAACAGAGCACUGAUGAAGCGAUAUUACGCUAUAGAAAGAGCUAAAGAUGCUAACGUGGUUGGCAUCCUGGUUGGCACACUGGGUGUGGCUGACUACCUGACCGUCAUCCAGCAGCUGAAGGAGACAAUCCGCCGAGCCGGAAAGAAGAGCUACAUGUUUGCUAUGGGGAAACUCAACGUGCCCAAACUGGCAAACUUUCUGGAAAUUGAUAUUUUUGUGUUGAUAGCGUGUCCUGAGAACUCACUACUGGACUCCAGUGAGUUUUAUAAACCUGUAGUGACACCGUUUGAGAUGGAGGUGGCCUGCAACAAGGACAGGGAGUGGUCAGAGGAAUAUGUCACAGACUUUAGACACCUGCUUCCAGGUGGGCUGAGUCACAUUCCUCUGGCAGAUCAGCAGGAGGAGGAGGAGGAUGAGACAGACGUUUCGUUAAUCACAGGAGCUCUACGCAGCCACAACCUGUUGAUCAGCACGCCUGCAGAGUCCUCGUAUGGCUCCUCUGUGGUCCUCAGGAACCAGACUAUGACUGUGGCCAACACAAACUCAGCUGCAUCUUUCCUGGCAGAGCGGAGCUGGCGGGGUUUGGAGCAAAAGUUGGGGGAGACCCCGGUGGUGAAGGCCGUCAAGGGCAGGAAAGGAAUAGCUAUCGCCUACGAGGAGGAGGGAACGUCUUCAUCAUGAUUUAAAUACACAAAGACUACAGCUGAUUAUUUAAUAAUACCGGCCUGCACUUUGAGCUACUCACUAUAUAUUGCUGGUAAUUGUUCUUGAAUGUAAGUAAUGAUUAAACCUUUUCAUAUAUUCA